CUCUAGCUAACUUCCCACAACGGAUUAGAGUGUCCGAGAACCCAAUCCGAGUUUCAUAAAGUGUCCAGCUGCUAUUCCUUCCCCGGUGAGUGAGAGACUCUUGGUGGACACGUGACUCUGGGGAGCCCAGCUUGUUCUGUUCUACAGUAAUCAGCAUGGCGGUGACGGUGAUCGUGGAGCCCGCGGGCCGCAGCAGCUGGGACGAGCCCGUGCGCAUCGCCGUGCGCGGGCUGGCCCCGGGACAGCCUGUCACGCUGCGCGCGUCCCUGCGCGACGAGAAGGGCGCGCUCUUCCGGUCCCACGCGCGGUACCAGGCGGACGUCCGCGGCCUCCUGGACUUGGCGCGCGCGCCCGCGCUGGGCGGCAGCUUCACGGGGCUCGAGCCCAUGGGGCUGUUCUGGGCGCUGGAGUCCGAGAAGCCCUUGGUGCGGCUUAUGAAGCGGGACGUGGAGACGCCCUUCGCCGUGGAGCUGGAGGUGCUCGAGGGCCACGAGCCGGAGGCCGGGCGGCUCCUGGGCCGGGCGGUGCUGGAGCGCGACUUCCUGCGGCCGGGGGUGCGGCGGGUGCCGGUGCGCGAGGGCCGGGUGCGCGCCACGCUCUUCCUGCCGCCCGGAGAUGGUCCUUUUCCUGGUUUGAUUGAUAUGUUUGGUGAUGGAGGAUUAAAUGAAUCUCGAGCGAGUCACCUGGCUUGUCGAGGUUUUGCUACUCUGGCUUUGCCAUUUUUUGGCUAUGAAGAUCUACCUCCGAUCAUGAAAGACUUAAAUUUAGAUUAUUUUGAAGAGGCGGCUAAAUUUGUGCAAAGUCACCCAAAGGUUAAAGGUCCAAACAUUGGAGUGAUUGACUCUGGCAAAGGGGCAGAGUUGGCAUUUUCCAUGGCUAGCUUUCUCCCAAAUAUAGCUGCAGUUGUGAGCAUCAACGGCUGCAUCUCUAACACAACGACUGCCCUUACAUGUGGUAGAUUAAUCCUGCCAGGACUGCCUUUUAACCUAGACAAAAUCUCUGCCAUGGAUUCAGGGGUUUACGAUAUUAAAGAAGCGCUGGGGGACCCCUUGGAUCAGCCUACCGGGAAAGUCGAAUUCCCCCUUGAAAAAGCCAGUGCCCAUUUCCUUUUUGUAGUCGGAGAGGAUGACAGGCAUUGGAAGAGUUCUGUUUAUGCUGACACAGCUGUGAAGCACCUCACGGAGCAUGGGAAGACAAAUUUCACUCUUUUAAGCUAUCCUAACGCUGGCCACAGAAUAGAUCCCCCUUAUAGCCCUUUUUUCUCUGUAUGCCUCCAUCCCGUGUUGGGAGUGCCUGUUUUGGGAGGUGGGCAGCUCAAAGCUCAUGCAGUCGCUCAGAUGGAGUCUUGGAAGAUCUUGGCGUUUCUGCACUUGCAUCUAGGGUAAAGUCGAACAAACUAAGUUUAGAAUAUGCACAGGACCAC
Suricata suricatta (meerkat) is the source of this 1423-nucleotide messenger RNA. Its product is annotated as acyl-coenzyme A thioesterase 1-like. Gene Ontology annotation, molecular function: fatty acyl-CoA hydrolase activity. Gene Ontology annotation, biological process: acyl-CoA metabolic process; fatty acid metabolic process. The record is from RefSeq and is a predicted model, not a curated record. Lineage: Eukaryota; Metazoa; Chordata; Mammalia; Carnivora; Herpestidae.